AGCUGCGCACUGACGGGGGAGACGGCAGUUCGGUUGGCGGGGAUGGGGUGGGGGCGCAGGACAAAGUGGAGCAGGAAGCUUUGGACAAAGAUGAUGAAGCGAAGGUAUUAAUGAGAACAGAGGCUCCUUUGAAUGAGCGGGACUGCGCAGUCCUGAGAGAAUGAGCGGCUCUCGGUCUCCAGCUGCUGCUACAGGUUUAUGGUCUUUUGUAUGCAACCCCUUUAUCCACCAUCUGUGUUUCCUGGGCAACCGAGGAUUGCCUGCAGGCACCAGCUAAUGCACCGCAGCCACCUCAAAUCAACAUACUAUUGCUGCACUGUCAUUUUUAUAACAGGUGCUGUAAGGCUAUUUUACGUCUUUUAAUCAUAUGCCAAAUAAUCAAAGUAAUCUUUUAGCAAAAAAAUUGCAAUUUUUUUUAUAGGACAACCUCGUGUGGGUUAUUUUUAUUUUUUUCUAAUCUUGUCCUGCAGUUCAAUAUGGAUCAAUCAAUUCCUGGGGCAAUUUAGCACAAGUUUGGGUUAUAGGUUUAAUUCCACAUGGUUAAGAUUUAUCCUAAACAAUGGUUUAAAGUAAUUAUCUUACUGAAAGGCUGCCAGACUUGAAAAAAAAAAAUAGGCUGAGGUAGAUUUCUAAACAAGUGAUAUCUGGGUCAAAUGAAAGAUUCUGAUCCAUCCAUGUUAUUCUUGCAAAGUUGCUGGUACAUAUCUCCACAGACCAACACAUAGACAGUGUUGCAUUCACACACCUAGAGGUCUUACACUCAUCAGAAACAUAUAUUCCUUAAGUUCACAUUCCUGUAUUAUUAGUUUUUUUUUCUUGAUGUAAUAUUCUAAUCCUAAAUAUUGGGGUUUCAUUAGCUGUUUGCCUAAAGUCAUCAUGAUUAACAGAAAUAAAAGCAUGAAUUCAUCAGUGUAUGUUGUUAUUUUAUAUUCCAAGUGUAAUUAUUCCAUGUGCAUCACUUAGUUAAUCGAAUUACUGAAAAAAAAGAUUUUUUCAAUAAUACUCAAAUUUCUUGAAUAUGACUAUAUAUGGGCCUACACUGAUUUUAUUCUUAUUUUCUAUUUCAGAAUUACAAUAGUAGAAGAUAUAAGAACAUAAUUCAAAAAUAUUUAUUCCUGGAUUCUAUGAGCAGACAUUAAUAUUACAAGCAGAAGUCUCAUCACAAUAUAUUUGAGAUAUCUGAUAGCUGGCAUGUUAAACCGCAUCUUAUAAUUAGCAGAUUUAGUGCAAUGAGUUUUACUAAAGUAUCAGUCUCUCUGUUAAAGCUGUUGUAGUUUCUAGCAAGGAGAGAGUGGUUGUCAGGUAGCAGAUUAAUAUCACCAAAACCUCUGAUCCAGAGGAGAAAUGUUGGUAGAACACCCGAUUCCACCUGCAGAAUGAGCCUCCUGUCGAUAAGAGAGGAUAAUCUACAUAAUCCUCACUGUGGGACUUCAGAGUUAUUUAUUAUUUGUCCACUUAUUUCAGAGAAAUCUCAAAGAUAGCUUUUCAGAAUAUCGACAGUUUUGGACAUAACCAAAAUGCAAUCGUGGAAUCGAUGCCCCUUUGGGCCGGAAUAUCAUGUUUUUUUAUUAUUUAUAAAUCCAGAACGUUCUUUCUUUAUUUUCACCAGACAUAUUUUAGCUUCAGUUUUAAAACAUUUCAUCCACUAGGGGGCGAUAUAGUAACGUGAGCUGCUUCAGAUUUGAUCCGUCUCGGUUACCAUACAGGCCUCCGCUCUGUGUGUUGGCUCAUUUUAAAUGGAACUCGACGAUCUGCAGCCAUCUGGUUGUUUUCUUUCUCAUCGUUUAUGCAUCAGUCUGGCACCGCAAGUCUCUCUGGCUUGUGCCGGGUCACCGAGCACCUUUUCCUGAGUAGUAACAGAGCAGCCAAGGACUGCUCCCAGCUGACUGGAAAUGGGAUAACCUGCAUCAUAAACGCCACAGAAACCAAGAACGAUGCUGCUCCUCCUCCCGGAGUGGAGUACGUCCACAUCCCGGUGCCCGACUCCCCGCAGUCCCCGCUCAGAGACCACUUUGACCAGGUGGCGGAUAAAAUACAGAGCACCGCGGAGCGCCACGGCUGCACACUGGUGCACUGCAACGCCGGGGUGAGCCGCUCCGCCGCCCUCUGCUUGGCCUAUCUCAUGAAGCACCGCGGGGCCAGCCUGCUGGAAGCCCACCGGCUGCUGAAGAGCUGUCGGCCUAUCGUCAGGCCGAACCCCGGGUUCUGGAGGCAGCUCAUCCAGUAUGAGGCGGAGCUGCGUGGGAGUAGUUCAGUCAGGAUGGUGCCGUCUGCUUUAGGAGAGAUACCUGACAUUUACUUAGAGGAGACCCGGAACAUGGUGCUUCUGUGAAGAGACGCUCACUCAUUGGGGCAAUAAACUGUGGUGCUGAUGAGCAGUGACGUAAACAUGAGUUAUCUUUGGGUUAAAAAGACAGACUUAGAGAGUUUUAUAAACUGUUUAAUACAAUCUGAGUAAAUACUUGUUUGUAUGUG
This is a messenger RNA of Xiphophorus hellerii (green swordtail), 2475 nucleotides long. Its product is annotated as dual specificity protein phosphatase 14. The record is from RefSeq and is a predicted model, not a curated record. Bases 1787 to 2332 code for a protein of 181 amino acids. The transcript has a single exon. Lineage: Eukaryota; Metazoa; Chordata; Actinopteri; Cyprinodontiformes; Poeciliidae. Gene Ontology annotation, cellular component: cytoplasm. Gene Ontology annotation, molecular function: MAP kinase tyrosine/serine/threonine phosphatase activity; protein tyrosine phosphatase activity. Gene Ontology annotation, biological process: peptidyl-tyrosine dephosphorylation.